GGGGAACUCGUUUUGUGUGGUGAAGAUUGCUUCUGAUUCCGGACAAAAGGCAGAUGCCCCACUCGAUUGGCCGGACAGAUUGCCGAAAUGCUGAGUUCUGACAAUUUUAUCGAAGAGCUUCUUCUUCCGGCAGAGUAAGAACAGAUAGAGAGGAGUAGCUGUGUGGAGAUCAAUCCAUUUAUGGAGGAGAGAUUAGACAACGAUCCACUGCUUGUAAGUGACGGACAUGGGGAUUAUCAUUCAGGCAGGAAAACGAGGAGAAGGAUUUGGUUCCUUUUUCUGGUACUCGUCUUUCUCGCCCUAACAACAUACCUCGCUUCGAGGUCAACUGACUUCCGAAGAAAUGGCGACCACUUCUUAUUACACUUGGCAUAUAAAGACGUUGUCCAGUCACCACAUGCCGUCGUCGCCGCCGACGACGGCCGCUGCUCCGAAAUCGGCAUAUCCAUUCUACAAAACGGCGGCCACGCCGUCGACGCUGCCGUCGCAACUGCAUUGUGCCUCGGCGUCGUCAGUCCGAUGUCCAGCGGCAUCGGCGGCGGCGGCUUCAUGGUCGUGCGAUCCUCCGCCGCCUCCGGCGCCGUCGCCAUCGACAUGAGGGAAACUGCUCCGGCAGCUGCUUCACAGAACAUGUACAAAGACAAUGCUGAAUCCAAAUACGAAGGACCUCUAUCCAUGGGAGUUCCCGGGGAGAUCGCCGGCCUACACUCUGCCUGGUCGAGAUACGGCCGGCUGCCAUGGAAGGCCCUGUUCGAGCCCGCCAUCAAAUUGGCAAAAGACGGCUUCUUCAUAAGUCCUUACACGGCAUCAAAACUUUCCAACAAUGCCGACAAGAUAAUGCGCGACCCCGGCUUGCGUGGAGUCUACGCUCCAAACGACAUUCUCUUGAAAAGCGGAGACAUUUGCCAUAACGUGCAGCUAGGAAUCACCUUAGAGGCCAUAGCAGAGCAGGGACCGGCAGCCUUCUACAACGGCACAGUCGGGGAACGACUGAUCAAGGACGUGGCGAAAGCCGGGGGCAUCGUGACAAUGGACGAUUUACGCCGUUAUCGAGUUAAUGUCGUCGAUGCCGUUACCGUGAACACCAUGGGUUACACUAUAUACGGAAUGCCGCCGCCUUCCAGCGGAACUCUUGGCCUUUCACUGGUUCUGAAUAUAUUGGACAGCUAUGGAAGCCGCGACGCUGCUGAAGGUCCGUUAGGACUACACCGCAUGAUCGAAGCGCUGAAGCACAUGUUCGCUGUAAGGAUGGAUCUCGGGGACCCUGCUUUCGUGGACAUAACUAAAACUGUGUCCGAGAUGCUUUCGCCUGCCUUUGCGAGGAAAAUCCGGGAGAGAAUACUCGACAACACGACAUUUCCACCCGAGUAUUACAUGCAUAGAUGGAGUCAGCUAAGGGAUCACGGGACAAGCCAUUUCUGCGUGGUGGAUAUGGAAAGAAACGCUGUCUCGCUGACAACAACGGUGAAUUAUCCGUUCGGGGCCGGAGUUCUUUCCCCGUCCACCGGGAUCGUUCUCAACAACGAAAUGGAUGAUUUCUCGGUACCGGCCGAUGUAACGCCGGACGCGCUCCCGCCUGCUCCGGCGAACUUCAUUAGGCCUAACAAGAGGCCCCUGUCUUCAAUGACGCCCCUCAUUGUUCUAAAGGACAAUCAAUUAGCAGGGGUGAUUGGAGGCAGUGGUGGUCUGGACAUUAUUCCUGGAGUCGUGCAGGUCUUUUUAAACCAUUUCAUACUUGGAAUGGAACCUUUGGCAGCUGUUGAGAAUGCAAGAAUCUACCACAGGCUGAUUCCUAAUGUGGUGUCAUAUGAGAACUGGACAGUGGUGGAUGGGGAGCAUAUCGAACUUUCUGAAGAGAAAAAAGAGUUCUUGAGAGAAAGGGGUCAUGAGCUGAAGGCCAAGGCAGGGGGGGCCAUUUGCCAGCUGGUGGUUCAGAAUCUUACCGACACUGCCGCCGGAGAGAGGGGAGACAAUGUGAUCCGAGGUGUGCUGACGGCGGUAAGUGAUCCCAGGAAAGGCGGCUGUCCGGCGGCUAUUUGAUGCUGUCCGUACACGGCAAAAGCAGCUCUGGAAGCUGGGCUGGUUCGUCGACGACAGAAGCCGCGCCCACAUUCGAUCCGUCGUCACGACUUUCUUCUGCCCCUCGGUGAUUUUCUGCAAAUACAUAAACUCUGUUUUCAGUAUCAGGCAAUUCAAAAGUUAACAAUUGAUUGUAUCUUGGCGUGUGCACUCACAUAGAAUGGUAUAUAAGCAUGCUUCCCGUUCACUGGCCCCACCGUGAAUCCCGUGUAUCCUGCCAUUGCUCCGUGCACGGCGCUUUGAGCAAGCAGCGUGCAGUAGACGUUGUCGGAUGCAUUGCUGGGAAUGGCGCGGAUCAUAUACGUCGGAUCUGAAAAAAUUUUGUUUCGAAACAUCGUUAGGCGAGACGAGUACUUAAUCGAAUACUUGCAGCAAUUCAGUUUCACUCACCUAUGUAUUUGAGAUUAA
Molecule: messenger RNA, 2487 nt
Organism: Andrographis paniculata
Lineage: Eukaryota; Viridiplantae; Streptophyta; Magnoliopsida; Lamiales; Acanthaceae
Product: glutathione hydrolase 3
Exons: 9
Coding region: 181-2040 (619 amino acids)
Biological process (GO): glutathione catabolic process
Cellular component (GO): plasma membrane
Molecular function (GO): glutathione gamma-glutamate hydrolase
Source: RefSeq, a predicted model, not a curated record